AUAUUGAGUCGAAAUAAAAUGAAUCGUCCAGAGCUCGAUUAUUAUGCUGUGCUGGAUCAGCCGAGAGGAGCCAGCAAGGAGCAAAUAACCUUGGCGUACCGCCGUCUGGCCAUCCGACUGUGUCCACAUCGCGAUAAGAAGGACGAACAUGAUUUUGUGCCGCUGGCGCAAGAAGGGCGCCUGACCCAUCUAUCUCCGAUGGGCGAACUAAAGCAGUGGGCCUAUAUAAAUAUGGCCUAUGAUGUUUUGGGUAACGAUCUCUAUCGGGCUAUAUACGAUCGCUUUGGCGAGGCUGGUCUCUUUGAGGGCGUCAUGCUUCCCAAUGGCUACUUUCCACCAUACCAGUAUCAUGGCGACCACAUGAAGGUGUACGAGAAAGUCUUUGCAAGCUACUCGCCCUACGCCAAUGUGAUCGAUGCCAUCGCCAAUCCACCGAGCUUGUAUGCCACUCGUCAGCAUGGCAUAGGUGUCAGAACGAAGGAUUCAAGCACGGAGAGGAUCAUACAGCUCUCUCUGGAGGAAGUGCGCACGGGUUGCGUGAAACUCAUGCACGUUUGGCGCCAGGAGAUCGUGGACGCCAAGGAGUCCCGCUUGGAGAAGCGGAAGCAUACUCUAAAGCUAAACAUUGCACCGGGCACAACUGCCGGCACUCGGUUCUGCUUCAAGGAGGAAGGAGAUCGUUAUCCAGCUACCAUUCCGGGGGACAUCAUAUUUAUAGCCGCUGACAAGCCACAUCCUGAUUUUGAGCGAAGGAACCACCAUGACCUGGUCUACCGGCACAACAUAGAUCUUAGCCAAGCCCUCACCGGAUUUAUGUUCUUUAUCUGCACUCUGGACAAACGGGAGCUGAAGGUUGUGAUCACGGAUGUGGUGUACCCGGGCUACACAAAGGUCAUACCCCUAGAGGGAUUGCCAAAGUGCCGCAACAUGGAUGCGACCACUGCCAUCAGGGAGGCCAACAAGAAGAUCGAACAAUUUGGUGACCUGAUCAUCGAAUUUAAUUAUAUUUUUCCCAAGUACCUGACACCGCGAAUGAAAGGGGCAACCCGUGACUUCUUCCGAGAGUUCCGGAAAAUGGAAAUCGAGCUGGCAGAGGAAGAGGGAAAACACAUGAAUUAGGCAGUUCCAUUAUUCUAUUAUAGCUUUAAAUUAUACGUAGAGACG
This is a messenger RNA of Drosophila bipectinata, 1164 nucleotides long. Its product is annotated as dnaJ homolog subfamily B member 13. Gene Ontology annotation, cellular component: cytosol. Lineage: Eukaryota; Metazoa; Arthropoda; Insecta; Diptera; Drosophilidae. The record is from RefSeq and is a predicted model, not a curated record. Gene Ontology annotation, molecular function: protein-folding chaperone binding.